AUGACGGGUGCGACCCUACGCACCAUAGGUUUCCUGUUCGUCAACUUCUUGGCAAAGUUUGAGGCCAGCAGGCAGCAGACGGCGUGGUCCGUCAGCUUCACCUCGGCGGGUGUAGCGUUCUCAGGUGUCCUGUGCAAAUUCCUGCUGCGGUGGUCAGCACCUUGGCCAUUGAUAGUGGUCGGCUCUGCGUGCCAAGUGGCGGGAAUGUUCGGCGCGUACUGGGCCACAAAUGUCACCAUUCUGGCAUUGACCUUCGGCUUGUUACACGGAAUUGGUGCCGGCAUGGUGUUCGUGCUGACUGGCACGUUCAUCGAGCGUACAUUCCCGAUCACGAAGCGCCGCCUGCUGAUGCAGCUGAAUAUGGUCGCAUUCUGUGCUGCGGGCUCCUUCUUCCCUCGCAUACUGCUCUACCUAGCGCAGGAAUUCGGCUAUUCCUGGAUGAUGCUCUUUCUUUCGGGAGUGAUGCUCAACGUGCCCGUUCUGUGUGUGCUUUUCAGGCCCAGACCAAACCCCGAAGAAAACAACAACGUCCUCCCGAACGCAACUGUGCAGAAAAUAUUCAGCGUCGAGCAGGGAACCGGCAAGCUGAGCCACUCCGAAAACGUCGGAGCACUUGUACCUGAGUCGAUGUUUACCAAGCCCUUAUUUUACGUGACUGCACUGACGCACCUCAUCUUCUUCUACGUCAUCAAUCUCUUUGCAAGCAUAUCUGUUGACACCAUUCUAAGCAAAGGCAUACCCGUCAUUCUUGCAAUCACUAUCGCACCAUCGGUGUCCGUGUUGGAUUGUGUCGGUCGUGUCCUAAUGCCAUUGCUUACUGAGAAGGGUCACGUGAAGAGAUCGACGCUUGUGAUGGUGGACUAUUUUUCCAUCGGCGUGGGAUUCAUCCUGAUCGCCUUCAUUAGAACCUAUCCUGCGAUGCUGGCCACUUGUCUUGGCUUCGGUGCCUUCAGUGGCCACGCAAUCGCCGUGCACAACUCCCUGAUGGGCGAUGUCGUUGGUGCAGGGCAACUAGACACGAGCAACAGGAUAGUGACCUGCAUCGCCACAGUGUCCUUCCUGACGAAGCCUCUUCUUUUGGGUUUCUUCAGGGACAUGCAGGGAUCCUAUGACAACCUAUACCGCAUUAUGAGUGGCCUCAUGUUUCUCAACGCUUUAGUUUGGCUAGUCGUAAAUCUUACAGACAGGUUCCGCAAGAAGCGAACGUGGACAACGAGAGAUUCUCAACUCCAGUUGUGUGACCUUCCCACGCUCACCGGAUACCAAGUGAUGGAUUUGACUUCGCUGAUGGCUUGAGAACACUCUCACUGAAGAAAAAGUGUUUCUCAGCUAGCCGACUGCGAGUAACCAUAUUGUUGUUGCAGAGCGCGAAAUUUGAUAGAAAUCAUGCUAAAUUUCACGUUCCAUGUGUCUCCCUGUCGCUAAGCUUAAAAGAACACCAUUUCUGAUAGGCAACAAUACUGCAUUUACAUAUUUCUAUUGUUCAUGCGUUGACGUUCUAUAUGUAUAAAGUAAUAUAUGGCAGCUAUUGAUGUGCCAAAGCCCAAGGAUCACAAACUUGUGCCUGUUGAUCUACAUAAAGAAAAUGUGGGUUUUCGGAGCGGAAAAUUGUGUUUCAGCCUGUAAAGCACGACCUGUUUUUUCUGUCUACAUUUGCGAGUGGGUGUACAGGUACUUGAAUAUUUUUGAUUCCGUUGUUUGAUGCUUUGUCUCAGCAAAUUUUCUACCUGUAAUAUUUUAGCAUGAACUGUGGGUUACUUCUUUACGUCUCGGGUACUUUUGCUAGAUUUGCUUUUGGUAUGUUUGAGCGUAGUGCCUGGUAUUGUACCGUUAUUAUGUUUGUCCGCGUGUCAGUGCGUGCGAAAAAAGGUUACGAUGCACACAUACCAAUUAGCUCGUCUUGCAAUAUUACUCCCGUUCAUGGCUGGUAAUAUUUAGAACCGUGAUGGUUCUGACAUCCUGAUGCCAAAUUUUGUUCUCCUGCGUCGUGCAGUGAAAAUGUUGAAUAUCAAUUUUGUGUAGAGGAAAAUGUUGGGUUUCGUUAUGUACAAUAUUUAGUGCACUGCCGUGUUUCCUGAUACGCUUGACGUUGAAUAUAAAUUUAUCAAAAAAAUAAUGCGAACAAGCUGAAUCAAUCACCAUUCUAAAAGCUGUUUCGGAAAAUAGGUCUUAUAUGACGUUGCACCGUGGUCAUUUUCCUAUGUCUCGAACUAUUCAUCUCCUACAAGUCCCCGUGGUCUCGUCGUAGAUCAGUGAAGGCACUGCCGUCUACUCUGUGAUAACUGUUCAGACAUUGAUGUCCUGUCAAUGUCGCUUCAGUGCUUAUUUUAGGUAACGUUGCACUUAUUGUUUGUGUGUUCUUGACUUUUUAGAGAUUGAAAAUAUUUUGUCAACACGUGAUUACAGCUUGGCCACGCGCUUACGCAAAUGCCGAGUGACGACGCUAGUAAUAUGAUUCCGACGUGGAGAUGGUUUAGACGAGCCUUUAAUUUUGUGUCAAUGUGCAUAAAGGCCUUCUGAGGUAAUUGUGUCUUGUACACCGAUAUUGGGAGUAUGUAUAUAGUGUGGACUGGGCAUGUAGAGUAUAAACUCUGUUGUUAAAAAUCUAUUUUAGUGUGUUAUUUCUGAGCACUUGCCAUUUUAUUUCCGCACCAUAUUAGUACAGUUAUGUCACCCGUUAUUGUGAUUUCAGAGAACGUUGAUUCUUUCGCCAUUCUGUUAUCGCACGCCACAAGCAUAGCGUAGAUAUCCAGUGUCAGCUUUCGUUUUAGCGUAGGCUGUACAGGUCGAGACAUUUGUGGUGUCAAAACGGACAAACACAGAGUAAUUCGAACUUUUACUCUGGCACGGCUCAGUGUGCAUCAGCUAUGUCUAUUGAUAGAAUAUAUGACACUGCUAUUAGCACCGAAACGACAGGCUCCUGCUUACUUUAAAACAUCGAAGUAUCACGUUGUCUGGCUAUUUGCACCUUUGUCGCUCAUCCGCCGCUUAACAUGUGCAUUGUUAGAACACUUAUGAACAUCCCGGUUUAAAUGUACUAAUCAAUAUAUUCAGAAGUGACGAUGUUGACAUUGUGAAGGUUGAAAGAGAGGUGCUAUUCUGAGAACCUGUUCAGGACAACAACAACUCAACACUUCAUCAGAACACUCAACGGAACAAUGUGUUCAGGAUAGAACCCUGAACAGAUGUACAAGACUGUUAUAAGAAAUACGUUAACCGGUGAAAUAAUCUUGUGCAUGUUCCCCAGAGAAUACGAUAUACCUAACGAUUAUAUGCGGAUUGUUUCAAUCAGUGAAUAAUUUCCUAAGUGUGCGACUGACAUUUCCGCGAAGUUUGAUGAUUAUCUUGUGCUCUAAGACACUCGACAGUAUAAUAAUAUGGGUGCUAAGUGCUGCACACUUGUUGAUUUACUCCGCUGUGGAGCGUUUGCUUUUGUGUGUUUGCUAUUAUAGCGCAAUUUAGUUCUCCUGAAAAACUUGUAAACCUUUUAAUUUCGAGUACCUUUACGUUUUACUACUACAUUUAUGUCAUUUUUAACGGGUCUUUGUUACAUUGAAUUGCCCCAAUUCGGUUUUCAUUGAAAGAAACUCGUAGAACAUAGGUCUAUUUUUGGUUGUGCUGUCAGCCAUGCUAGUCACUUUCUUGCCUACAAUGGAACAUUUCGAUGGAAUACUUUUGUCGUAAGCCAAGAAAAUAUCCGGCUGUCGAGAUUGAAAACCCUGUUUUAUAAACUGUACCUGCAUUGUAUUUACGUGCACUGGUUUAUUCAAUGUGAGUUAAUAUACGUGAUUGUCUAUGUUACCUCUAAUAAAAAGUUUUAGGACAAUUUUA
Molecule: messenger RNA, 3831 nt
Organism: Rhipicephalus microplus (southern cattle tick)
Lineage: Eukaryota; Metazoa; Arthropoda; Arachnida; Ixodida; Ixodidae
Product: monocarboxylate transporter 13
Biological process (GO): transmembrane transport
Molecular function (GO): monocarboxylic acid transmembrane transporter activity
Source: RefSeq, a predicted model, not a curated record